Molecule: messenger RNA, 11285 nt
Organism: Podarcis lilfordi (Lilford's wall lizard)
Lineage: Eukaryota; Metazoa; Chordata; Lepidosauria; Squamata; Lacertidae
Source: the annotation of a GenBank genome assembly
CGCCACAGAGACCCCGCCAUCCUGGCUGCCGCCGGCGGAGCCCUUCAACCCGCCACAAUGUCACUCUCCGCUACCGGGUAGGCCUCGGCUCCCAAUAAACCGCGCUCUGAUUGGCUGCCGUAGCUCCGGCUCUCUUUGGCGCGUUCCAAUUCUAGUCGCGGAGAGGGGGAGAAGCAAAAGGAAUUACCGUUAAAAUAUACCCGCUAACAUGCAUACAUUUUUCGCUUCUUUUUCCGUGGUUAUAUAUAUUUUGAAAAGCUGAAGAGAAGCGCGAGUUGUCCUUCCAGAGCGCCCUACACCUUCCAAGCGAUGCUUCCCCCUCUGUAGAAUGGACCAGCCUGGAAAGUACCAAAGCUUUUCGCUAGGGGAGGGGUGUGUACGUGGUUCGUGGCUGUUUUCUCCCACACAGCGGUGGGCUUGGUUCUCACAUCCGAGACGCAACAGACAUGCCCCUGUCAGGAAAUGUAAGGUCUUUCAUAUUAUUUGAGGGCUUCGUAAAUGAAAAUAAGGGCUUCCCUCUUAUCCCCCCUGUUCAGGUGUUGAAGAUGGUUCCGUCUGUGGUAUCUGGUUGCCUGGCAACGUGCUGAGACUUCAGUAUCCUACAGGAGAAGAAGGGGGGAUCAGGUGAGAUGCGGGAGAGAACAAGACGAAGUGGGGGAGAGAGAGAGAGAUAAUGUAUCUUAUGCGGGAGGAGAAAUAACAGUCAGUCCCAUUGAGGUCUUGCAGCUUCCACGUGGGACAUGCCCCGAAAUGCUUAGAAUUGCAGCCUCAGUAAUUCGCUGAGGUUGCUUUACUAGUUCCUGGUUAUUUAUUGCAUGAAAGUUCAAAACACUGAAAAAGAACUAAAGUUUAUUUGUCCCUGAGCCAGUAAACUUUGGUACACGACGUCUAAUAUCAUAAGCAAUAAUAACUAACUUCGGCAUUGUGUUCUCAUUCCCGAGGAGCCCCCAAAUCCGAACCCAAUGCUAGUUCUGCUCAGUGUAAUCAACUCACUAAAAUGACUAGCCGGGGCUGACUUCACCCCAUUAAUUUCAAUGGCUCUACUCGGAGUAAAACUUAGCUGCAUGCACACACUAAUUCAGAGCUCUCCCUCUCCUUUAGUGCUGCCAGAAGUGAUUAUUACCAAAAUUAUUACUGUUAUAUACCCCAGUUAGAAGAAUUAAGGGUCUGCUGAGCAGAAAGUGCCUCAAACACAACUAGGCUGGCUAUCACAUUUUGAAGUGUGUAAAGUAGUAAACAUAGUAAUAAUGAUGCUGGUGCUGUUGUUGUUUGUCAUUCAGAAAUGUCCAGAAUGUCCCAUCGCUGUUCUAGUACAUUACCCUUGUUGGCUGACAUCCACGAGCAGAAUGUGGCCUUUGUGCUUUGCACCUCAGAAACUAAGACCGCCGGCCUAUGUAUCUUGAAAGAACUCCUCAUAAAGACUCUUUUUUCGCUGGCCCACAAACCAAUCGAUUCCAUGUUUGGCAUUGUCAGCUGUGCCAACCAGCAGGUAAUGGAAAAAGUAUCAAUCGAGUGGUAUAGAAAAACCAUGCCCAUAUAGGUAUCUGUGACUCUUCCCAAGUAUGUUGAACGCCAAACUGCCAUCCACCCUGGCCAGCAUUCCCAUUGGAGUCCAACAACCUAUGGAGGGUCUCAGGUUCUGCAUACCUGUUCUAGGGGUACUAUCCACAAGCAGCUUUGUGAGCAAUUGGCGCUCUGAAUCAGAACAACAAUAAUCAGUACAUCACAUAUGGACUCCUGGAAAUGUGGGUGGGUGGACUCCCCAAAAUGUGCAACCUUCUUAAUUGUACUUUGUUUUCACCCUUUCAUUUCCCCCCCAGGUGUUAAAAUGGAAGAAAAGUUUGGUAGAAUGUCCCCUCCGCAAUGUCACUGAAGCAGCUGCCUGGAUUAGAGCCCUUCAGAACAGCAGUGGGGCCAGUCCUGUGAUGGCUGUGGCAGCGGCGCUGGAAGACCCCUUUUGCCAAGCAGUGUACCUGUUCACCAGUGGGCUACCUGAGCAUGCUGUGGAGGAAAUCAGUAGUCACCUUAAGGAGGCAGAGCAAGCGCACCCAGUGCACAUAGUAUACUUGGUAGAAAGCAGAGGGGAAAAUGAACACGAGGCACAAGAAAUAAUGGAGGAAGUGGCCAAGGCGUCUGGUGGUUCCUUUCAAGCAAUCAGCCUCAGCUCUGAUGAGGUAAAUGAAAAUUGGGUGAAGCAACGUUGACUCUGAGGGCUCAUUCAUACAUGCCUGGGCACCACUUGAUUUUUCAUCACUUGAUGUGUCAGUCUUCAGUUAGCCAAAUGUGUGAGCUAGUCUCUAUUGGAAAAAAGUGCACUCAGAAAUACUACAAUUAUUUUUGUGGCUUUAGAUCUAUGAUGACUCCUUUAGACAUGCAAGUCAUCGCUUGAUAUUUUAAUGGUCAAAUGAUUGACAUGCAUGUGUGAAUUCAGUCAAAUUGUUGGAAAGGAUGGCAUGAAGUCCUAACAAUGCAAGUAAUUGUAAUGGAUCUUUCAGAUCUCUUACUACUUUGUGAUUCUGUAUUUCCGCAAUUUUCUAGGAUAUUCCUGGCUGCAGUGAAAGCAUUUGCCACUCUGGUUGUAUGUGCAAGCAGCCCUGUUCCUCUCUGCUGAUGGGCCAUCAUGCUACAGCACGGUAAGUUUAAGGACCGUGGAUCUUUUAGGUUAAUAAGUACUUAGAAUGGCAACUGAAUCCGUAUUGGCUUCCAUAUUUCUUCAGCCUUGAUUUACAUAAGUCUGAGUGAUCCUAAUCAUCUAAAAGCAAAGUUAUAUGUAAAAAGUAAAGGUGCCAGUGCUGGUCCACAAGAAAAAGUUCAAAAUCCAUCGUUGGGCAGUAUGUACCUUUUUAUUAGGCAACCAAAAUGUCACAAAAUAAUGAGUAAACUUUUGGGUUCUGCAGAACCCUUCGUCAAUCUUGUCCCGGCACAUGUUAGUUUUCUAUACCCGCAGAUUUCCUUCGGAUGCCUGGAGCCCAGUAAAGGAGGCUUUCAUUGACUGGUCUUCAGAGGUUUACAAUUUGCAGAGGGGGGUUCAAGUCCUCGCCAGAAGAGAGACAGAUGGGUUUUACCAUCUGGGUCACAUUGUCCAAGAGGUUAAGGUGAGCUCAUUUAACUAAAGUAGUGCUUCUCAAACUGGGUUUUAGCAGAUAGUUUUGCUCACUCCCUUCUAACUUUAUUCUCUAGAAUCUAGAUGUCAUGCUUAAAUGCUGCCUACUAUAUAUAAAAUAAUAAUGUUAACUAGUGAAGUGAUAGCCUUGCAUUUUCUGUUGGGGGUGGGGGAAGGGAGUGGAAUGGGACUCAAAAGAUAAAGUAAGAUUACAAGCAGUGAGUUUUUUUGUGAUGGUGCUCGCCAGUACCAUGUCAGUUGCCCUCAAGACCACAAGGAGGGGAAGUUUAACUAUUUCUUAUCUAUGCCAUCAUAUGAGAUCCUUAUUUCUGUGCCUCCUCCACGAGAGGGCCAGAGCGUGGCAACACAAGAAAAGGCCUUUUUGGUGGUGGCUCCCCAUUUGUAGAAUGUUCCCCCCAGGCAGGUUUGGCUGACACCUUCCUUAUACACCUUUAGGUGCCAGAUGAAAAUGUUCCUUCAACCAGGCCUUUGGCUAAUUAAACAAUCUAUGGCCUUUUAAACUGUGUGUUAAUAUAUUAUGUGUAUAUAUAUAUGUGUGUGUGUGUAUUGUAAUCCUUGGAUGAAGGGUGGUAUAGAAAUUUAAUAAAUGAAUGAAUACGUGGCAACAUUGCUGGCUUAAUCUUGCAGGGCUCCAGAGAACACAUUCUGAUUGAGUUCCAAAGAUCUCGGCAGUCCCGGAAAGGCAAGAUCCUGUGUCGGAUGCAAGAAACGCCCCUUUACGAUGUCAUCCAUUAUGAGGAUGCCAGGUGGCAGCCCUUAGCUCCAGGAGAUGCAGUCCUGGCUCCAUGGGACAAGAAAGGUGAACGAUAUGGUCCAGGCGUGAUCCUUCAGGUUGCAGAGGCUGGGCCUUCUCAUUCAGGUGCUGCUUGUUUUGUGCCCUUUCCUUUUCCUUUCCUUUUAAUUUAAACGUUUUAUUAAUGACAAAACACAACAACAGAAACAUCUGGCAAAAGAAACAUCCAAGUUUGAAAAAGAGCUAGCACAAUAAAGGAAAACAUAUCUCAGGAAUAUACAACUAUUUAUUAGAAUGGGAAGUGAAAGAAGAGCAAGUUAAAGUUGUAAUGGUGAGAUGGGCACAAGAUCUUGGAUAUAAUAUCCAUAUGGAACAAUGGGAAAGAUUAUGGAGGAAGAAUAUAAAAUUCACGGCGUGCUAUAAUCUUAGGGAGAACGUAAUGAAAAUGCUUUAUACAUGGCACCACACUCCAGCAAAACUUGCUAAAAUGUAUAAAGGUAGAUCACCAACCUGCUGGAGGUGCAAAAAAGAGACAGAGAGAUACUUACACAUGUGGUGGAACUGCACAGUCAUCCGGGAAUUUGGGGACAAAUUAUAUAAUGAAUUCAAAAAGCUAUUCCAAUUUACAUUCAGAAAAAGACCCAAAGCCUUCCUUCUAGGAAUAAUGUCAGCGGAAAUCAGAAAAGAUAUAAGACCAUUGUUUAUGUACGGAACAACAGCAGCCAGAAUAUUAGUGGCAAAAAAUUGGAAAAAUGAAACACGACCCACGAUAAUAGAAUGGCAGACUUAUGAUUGAAUACCUUGAACUGGCAAAGAUGACGGGGAAAGUAAGAGGGCUGUCAAACCAGAAAGUAUACAAAGAAUGGAAAAUAUUCAAAGAUUACCUAAAAACAUAUUGUCCAUAAGCCCCUGCAGUCAAUCAGAAGCCGUGCCUUGGUUUGGUUUGUGGAAUACAACUGCUGUCCUAGCAGAGUGGCAUACAUUGUGCUUGCUUCUAAAAUAUGGUUUCAUAUGUAUUUCUGUUUACAGCCUUUAAAAACAGCAAAGUGCUGGUGAAUUUCUGGAAUGGGCAGACUAAGAACAUGUCUGCAGAUGUUGCUCUGAAGAUCCCUCCUUCUUUGAGUGAACGCAUCGUCCUUGAGCUUCAGAUGCCAUUAGCAGCCAGGCAGAUGUUAGUGGAACAGAAUCCAGAUUAUCCCUAUGUUGUGCCACCUGGAUACAGAGCUUCAGGGCCUUGCCAGCGGAGCUAUUUAGGUGAGAUGCACUGGCAAGAUGCUCCAAAGGACUGCUGUGUUGGUGCUGGCUGCAGCUUUUCCCAUCACCCGUUUUGCCACUGCUGCUUCCAGGCUUGGGAGUCCUUUAGGUCUCCCAUUUGCACAGUGCAACAAGAUGAUGCCUUGAUUCCCGGAACCCAACUGACAAAGGAAGAACUGAGCAGGAAGAUAGAGGAGCAGCUUUCAAAGGGAAGGCUUCCUAUUUCAGGAAGUAAUGAGAAGGAACAGAGCAAGAAGCUGAAGGAAGCAGAUGACGUUGCAGAUUUAAAAUCCCAGGAGAUGGAAAGCAAGUUUACAAAACCAAACAAGGUAUGUCAUCAUGUUUAUGACAGCUGCAAAAGUAUUAUAAUCCUUGGUCCUUUUAUCUUGGGUAAGGAUUUGUUUUCCCCCAGAGUACGGUCACACAAUGUUAUAAACGUUGUUGAAAAGACCAAGGAUUCCAUGUACCUAUGUGAUGAUGCUGUAGAAACUCAGCACAGUAUAGUAAGCUUUCCCAGCCCAACCACACAAAGUCAAUUAGUGUUUCAAUCACUGUCACUCUCCUUUGUGCUCUUUAGCUUUUUAUUCUUUAUUAAUUUUACAGGACCAUUCAAGAGAGGGAGUGACAGAAGCUUCACAGGAAGGCACUGGCACCAUGGUUGAUGUAGCUGUCAACACAGACAAAUGCUUAACUCAGCAUAAACAGCAAAGACGAAGAGGUAGGCAGCUGUGAUGAAGGCAAUCCGAGGUCUCACAGUGACUUUCCAAUAGGAAUUGAAAUAAAAGAGUAUCAGCCAGCAGAUUGGCAUAAUCAGAUGUAUGGUUGGCACAUCACAUGCUCCUUCCCCUUUCCUGUCUGCCAACCCCCCAGGCUGCUCCUUAAUACACAAACCAGCAAGUGCGCAUUCAGCUUCCUCCUGCUGACAACCAGAAGUGCCCUCCUGGACCAGUCAAAGGCUGGUCUACCCUGGCGUCUUGUUUCCCACAAUGAUUGACUAGUCACUUUCAGGUUUCUGUAGAUUUGAGCAUUUUCUUGAAUGUGUCUCAUCAGAUCAAAGUCUUCAUAUAUCUGUGCCAUUAUUUUUAAUGACUUGCCUCACUCUAACAUGGACUUUUUUUUUCAUACGGUAGCCCUUUCCCAGUUCAACAAAAUCCCACUUUCUGCCCAGCCAUGCCAAAGGAGUCCUUCUCGGAAGACGUACGCUGCAGAUCCUUCCCAGCUCCAGGCAAUCUUUAACUGGGUGGACCAGUCACUGAAGGAAGACUAUUCUGCUGUCAAAUCGGUUUUGCCCAUCAGAAGAAGCCACAGUGCACCUCCCAUACAGGUGAGGACACCCCUCUGUCUCGGCCUUUCUAAGCGAAUGACCAGACCUGACUUACCUGAAGGAGCAUUUCGGUGUUAGUUUGGAACAAAAGUCAAUAAGAGAUUAGUCCACUCCAGAGAAACCCAUCCCAUUAUGAAGGAAUCCCUUAUUCCCUUCCAGAAAAUAGUGACAAAAGCAGUGACUCGAGAUGGUCCAAGAGAGAUGGGCAUCAACACAGCCAGGAUGGAGUUCAAACGGCAGAAGAUGGAGCAGAGGCGGCGUAAGGAGGAGCAGAGGCGGGAGGAGGAGCACCUCAGAAGAGAACUGCUGCUUGACAACAAGAGGUAAUGAACGGAAGGGGUUAAGGGAACCUCUUCCAUCCUAGAGGGGCCCCAGAAGUGACUUCAGUCCACAUUGCUUAAAAUUUUGGGGCCUAAUAGACCCCAUUUGAGCCACACAACUCAAAUUGAUUAAUUUUUUGCUGUAUAUAUUUCAACAAUCCCAAAGUUUGAGAGUCAGUAGCACAGUUGAUGUAAAGGUGUUGAAGUACCGCAGUACAGCAACUUUAAGCAAAAUCCGAGAUGUAGUAAUAAAUUUGUUUUUAAAAUGUGGUAAUCUGUUGUGGAACAACCCUAUUGAAGAAGAUGACAGUGGGUUACCCAGACCUCAUUCUGGUCACAAAGCCCCCCGCCCUGUAACAGUCCAAGCUUCAGGGCCCCCAAAAUGUAGGUCCACCACUGCUUUAGGCAGAUCCUCUGUUUUAUGUAACAGGCUGAGCAUGACAGACUAAAUGGCACUUUACUUUCUUUGGAACUUCUUCAAAAUAGGCAGAGGUCACUCCAGCGAACCUUGGAAGGCUCUCAAAAGCAGCAGGAGAACAUUGGGAGCUGGACCAAGUGGCAUACAAAGAAGCAGCUGCAGGUUGCAAGAGCAGAGACAGGGAGAGGGGAAUCCCGCUCCCAGGAAGACCUAAAGAACAAAGAGGAACAAAGGCUGGAGUUCUUAAAGGCACAGCGCAAGCAGAGGGAAAAGCGGCUGGCAGAACACCAGGAAAGAAUUGAUGACCAUGAGAAAAAAAGACUGGUGAGGACUGUUCUCUUUGGCUCUUCUCCAGUUUCUCAAAAUAUUCUAAUCGCAUGGAGCGAGAUGACAAGCAGGGCAGGUUUACCUGCACAUCAAGAAAAUCCACCUUCUGAGCCAAGGAAAUCCUGACUCUGCACUCAGAUAAAUUAGGUCUUCAGAACUGCUUUAUUUGCAGAGUGUACGUAUUUCGACUGCAAAUACGCUGUAAGGGGGGAAAGAGCUUAAAGUCCUUUUUUGUGUUCUUUUUUUGCAGGAGCUGCUCAGGAACAGAAUGAAAUCCAUGCAAAACAACUUGGAAGCCGCAGCUCAGGAGCAGGACACACAGAGGAAAGAGAAGGCGGCUGCCAAAUUGCAAAAGCUUCGAAAUCAGGACCGGAUGUCCCAGCAGGUGGAGAAAGAGGAGCAGAAACACAAAGACCUCCAACAGUAUCUCAGAGAGCAGAGUCUCCUGGUGCUGCGUGCCUCACUGUUGCCAUAAAAACAUUGUCAUCUGAAUAAGCCCACUUCUGGAACAAAGCUCUGUUACUAAUGUUUGUACGUGCAAGGCAGUGGGAUGUUGAGUGCCGCAGAAAUGGCCCCACUGAGGCCAUCUUCAGACAGUGGCUUAUCUGAGAAUGGGAGGGUAGUAUUCUGAACCAUAACUGCUUGUAGGACACAGUUUUUUGGUGUCCUAUCCGCUUGUGAUCUAAGUGGUUCACAGUGGGUCUGCGUCAUGCUUCAGGCUGUUCCUGGACAGAGGAUCAGCUGGUCCCCACACCAGGGAUCGCCAACCUUUUCAGACCAGUGGGCAGAUUUCAAAUUUGGGGAGAGCUGUGGGUACCAGUCACUAAAUGACUGACAUGUGGGCAUGGUGUAAUGCAAAAUUAGAGAAAGCCACCCCCCACCACCUUCUGCUUAGCACAGGAAGCCAAUUUCCAGUGCUAUUUCUAUUUCCAAUGCUGUGCAAGCUGGAACGUGUGCAGAGGAAACCAAGCCUUAUGACGAACGGUUGAGGGCGCUGGGUGUGUUUAGCCUGGGGGCGGGGAGGAGUCUGAGAGGAGAUAUGAUAGCCUUCUUCAAAUAUCUAAAGGGCUGUCACAUGGAGGAUGGAACAAGCUUGUUUUCUCUUGCUCUGGAGGGUAGGACUCAAACCAGUGGAUUCAAGUUACAAGACAGGAGAUUCCAACUAAACAUACGAAAAAACUUUCUGACAAUAAGAGCUGCUCGACAGUGGAAUGGACUCCCUUGGAUGCAUUUGAUGCUUUCGUUCAGAUUCCUGCACUGAAGAUUGAACUAGAUGACCGUCGGGGUCCAACACUACAAUUCUAUGAUUCUGUGAUUCUAAUUGAAGUCUGGAGUUUCUCAGUGCCAAAAGUAAGCAGAGACCAGCAGAGCUGGCUCCAGGUUUUGAGUAGCAUCAUCUUGGGCAAAAUGCCCCGUAGCGCACACUAGCCAUGCUGCCACCUGUUGCAAUAGCAGCUCCUCCUCAUCCGGACAACGGCAUAGGACCAGGAGUGCUAACUGCAUGGGGUGCCCAGUGCUGCCACCAUCCAGGAAAGAAAAGAUGGCUGCUUUGUUGUACUGAGGCCAGUGUCAGGCCCUCCCAGGGCUCUGAGGCCUCAGCAGCUGCCCAAGAACACUAGCCUCUAAGGCCAGCCCUGCAGACCAGGUGGAGCAGACAAAGAACUGUUUCUACUACAGACCUGUCAGUGGAUAGUCCAUCAUAUCAACAUGGUGCAACAAGCUCAAGUUCCGCAGCAAUGUUCAGGCAUCUUUCUCUGUGGCUCAUUGGCAAGUCCGUUGUGUGUGCCGUGCCACAAGCAAUAUGUCACGGAAAAGCAGUGUGAGGGGCUGCCGUCCUCUUUCGUCUAAGCAAUGCUGAACCACACAAAGGGCCUCUUCCCAUUCAAAACUGUUUAUUCAUAAACCCGGUUUCCCCAGUAUCAAAGGUGACAUUUAGAACCAAGUCGAUCCAUUUGUAAAAACAAGUAUUUUUUAAUUCCCCAUGUGGACAGAAGCAGCUGCUUAGCAGCAUAAGAGCAAAGAGCACCAAGACGGAAUUUCAAACAUGUCAUGUUCCAAGCACAUUUUAGACAAAUUUAACAGAAGAUAGGCAAGAUGCUUAUCAUGCACCAUACCAAUAUUAAAUGAAGAGUGUUUGCUUUUCAUACUGAAAAUACAGUUUGAUGUAUAAGCUGCCUUUACCUUUCCGAUUCUUGGCAAUGGAGCAAGGCAAGUGCUGAGGCUGUAAACAGGCAUGAUGUCCUUAAAGCUUGCAAUAUUGGGGAGAUGGGAACGGUCUCUGGUAGGCUCACCUAUCUAGAGGUGACUUGAUAGGGAGCCCAACCCACACAGGGCCGUAAUUUCCUUUGAACUACAGGAGAACUGCAUUACCUAAAACCACCUGUGGCUCCCUCCAGACCUUGCUGUACCCCAGCUCCCAUUAGCCCCAGGCCAUCACAACCAAUGGUCAGAGAUAAUGGGAGUUGUAGUCAAGCAAUGCCUGGAGGGCUACAGUUUCCCCACUCUUGCCGUAAUGGGAAUAGAGAUCAAUUAUCACAAUCCAAAUGGAGAUGUUUCAGCCCCUGAACACUUCUGGUCUCAAUAUGGAUAAACUGAACAGCAAUUCUCAGCCAAGUCUUCUGGUUUUAAACAUAGAAGCUGAAAGUCACCCGACGGGUAGCAAAUGAGCAGUUCUUCAAUAAAAGGGCCUCAAAAGACCACCCUAACCAGUGUCCGUCACUGUGCCAGGAGGGGACUUGGAGCUUUGAUUAGAAAAGGUUUAGCUGCCUUGAGGAUAUCCAGUUCAGGGUCCAGUGAGCGUCCAAGGCCUUCCAAAACCAUAAUGGCAAAGACCACAGAGGCAAAGUUGCUCUCCAGCUUUACCUGGAAGCACAAAAGACAUCAAGAAGGUAAAAGUGGAUCAUUGCUAUUUGGAAAUUAAUACCAAGUCUUAUUUGCUCUGCAAGGCAAGAAAGAGAUUACAGUAUAUGUGACCACAUAUUGAGAGCCCUAAAAAUGCAAAUAUUUUUUUUCCUGUUGCUUUCAUUGAUUAUUCUCAUAUGUUCACUGAUAAACACGUCUAACAUUUAAACCUAGCAUCCUUAUACAUUCUGUUCAAUCCAGCUGGCUGUGUAGAAUUUCCAGUGUGUAUGUGGAAGGGAAAGAGGAGCAAGGAAAUGCAAUUUAACUUACACUUCUGGGUUUCAAUGCAUAACAUAGCAGCUUCUGAGCACAACACUGACUCAUUUUUAAGGCUUUUUGGCACUUUUGAAUUUUGGACUAGGAUUAGAAUAUGCAAUCUUUCAAACACAUCUGCAUUGCAUAUUCAAGCUUUUUCUGUUCCAGUAAGUUCCCCAUUCCAAGUUAAACUCUGGUUAAACAUCCUUCAGGUGACAUGGCCUGGUGCAGCUGUGAAGAAGAAUAAACCUAACACAGAGAUGAUCUCACCUGAUGCGUCAUCAGUAACUUGAAAACACUGGACAGCAGGCUUGCUACUUGGAACUAGAAUGCAAAGGGGUUUAAAAUGUCAUUCAUUUCAUUCAUCCAGACACUGUAACUGCAAUAGAUGGUCCAUUGGCCUGAUCCAGCAGGCUCUCAUUAUUACAUCUUGUUGUCUAUGAUACAAAGAUAUAAAAAUCUAGAUAUAUUGCAUUUAUUAAUUUAUGCAUUCAUAUAUUUGCACUGUUUACUCAUAUUGGAACAUUUAGAAUUAUAUAUAGUGUCAGUUUAACAAGAGAAGAAACAGUAAUUGUUUUUCAUUGUUUUAAUUUUUGGAAUUUGUAGCAUGCAUAAUAAAAUUAUAUAUA